AUGGACUUGGAACUGCUCCUUGGCCUCAUCAACGAGGUCGAGAAUAACAAAAACAGACGUCCGAACCGGCAAGGAAAAGUUCUAGGCCAGCUCAAUUCCUCGCAACAGCACGCCGCUCGAAUCUUGGACGGACUGGCAGGGAUUCUUGUGUCUAAGGCUGGCGAAGUGGUAGCUGUUGGCGUCCAGGAAAGCGAGAGAAAGAUCAUAGUAACAAUCUCUACCAACGAAGAUUGCUUCCCGCUCCAUAUCUAUGACCAUCUUACCACUGUGUGGGCGCUGCUGAAGGGAAUCUCGGAUGGGUAUAACCAGGAUCGAGUACAGUCAAAGCGACCUUCGCAUAUUACGACUUCGACGCACAAGCUACCUGAGGAGACGCAACAAAAGAUUUACAACUUCCUGCUCGCCAUUUACAGAUAUUCCUCAGAGGGGCUCCUUCACACCAUCAACAAACGUUUCCGAGAGAACGAAACACGUUUGGAGGCAUUUAAAAGGAUUGUCAGUUCACUUGAUGCCCAGCAGAAAUUAACAGCCUCAUUGGAUGAAAUCUGGUUCCCUCUAGCCACGUAUCUUGAAAAAAUUCCCUCGAUGCAAAAAGGAGUCAACUGGUUGUUGGCCUUUGCGUAUGACCCAACACUUCGGCCUCGCUUUUUCACCGGCCAGGGUAUUGAAAUUCGCUGCGUCUCCCCAGGAAGAGAAAACAUUCGGUUGCCCAGGCCUAAGCGGUGGAAGGAGGUGGCCCGCGCAGCCCUAGAGAGCCAAGGCGAAACCCUGCGAGCUUCCGACCCCAAGCCUGGAUCCAGCCGUCACUUAAAGAAAAACCAGAGUAUCAACGCCGCAGUACACUGUGAGGUAGCUCUCGCGCUCCAUUUCCUCUCAAAAGAUCUGGAAGGCCCUUCGCCGCUGCCCUACAUUGGCAUCUCAAAGCCCUCGUGCUAUGCAUGUUGGGGGAUCUUUCGGUGUCUUCAGAGGUCUGGCGCUGGUCUUUUUAUAAGAAGAACUAAUUCGAAUGCACCGUUCCCUUGGAAGUACCCUAGCACUGAACUCGACAGCUCGACCUACAACGCCGCUAAAAUUUAUCAGGAAUUCUACUCCAUUAUUGCAGAAAGGUCGAAAGGCGCUUUGGGAUCGAAUUCGCAUCCGGAAAAGGUUGCAUUUGUUCUGGCUGCGGUUGAACAACUCACGAAGGAAAUUUAG
This is a messenger RNA of Aspergillus glaucus CBS 516.65, 1194 nucleotides long. RefSeq names its product nucleic acid/nucleotide deaminase domain-containing protein. The transcript is spliced from 3 exons. The record is from RefSeq and is a predicted model, not a curated record. NCBI's taxonomy places the organism in Eukaryota, Fungi, Ascomycota, Eurotiomycetes, Eurotiales, Aspergillaceae. Bases 1 to 1194 code for a protein of 397 amino acids.